Molecule: messenger RNA, 2394 nt
Organism: Dichotomopilus funicola
Lineage: Eukaryota; Fungi; Ascomycota; Sordariomycetes; Sordariales; Chaetomiaceae
Product: P-loop containing nucleoside triphosphate hydrolase protein
Exons: 1
Coding region: 1-2394 (797 amino acids)
Biological process (GO): protein refolding; protein unfolding; cellular response to heat
Cellular component (GO): mitochondrial matrix; cytoplasm
Molecular function (GO): ATP hydrolysis activity; ATP binding
Source: RefSeq, a predicted model, not a curated record
AUGCAAUCAAGAGCACGGAUUCUAUCAACCGCUUCUCAACGGCUCGCAGCCGUUCCAAGGGGCGUGUUGCGGCAACACCAGUUUCCCCGAACCUUUGCGGCUAUCCCGAGGUCAACGGUUGUAAUAUCCUCUCAGAAAGUCGUCCCAACCGUAGCAACGCGAGCAUACUCCAAUGGCCGGCCACACCCACCAGGCGGCACGCACCGCAUGAAUCUCGGAGGCGAGCCGGAAAAGCCGGCGCUUGAACAGUAUGGAGUCGACCUGACGGCGCGGGCAAAAGCGGGAAAGCUCGAUCCUGUUAUUGGAAGGUCUUCCGAGAUCCAACGGACGAUUCAAAUCCUCUCCCGUCGAACGAAAAACAACCCCGUGCUCAUCGGAAGUGCCGGCGUUGGCAAGACUGCUGUUCUCGAAGGGUUGGCUAUUGAGAUUGUUCGCGGUGCGGUGCCAGAGAGCAUCAAAAACAAAAGGGUUGUUUCCUUGGAUCUUGGGUCGCUCAUCGCCGGUGCAAAGUUCCGCGGCGAUUUUGAAGAACGACUGAAGAAGGUUCUUUCCGAAGUUCAACAAUCUGAAGGUCAGGUCAUCCUCUUCAUCGACGAGCUCCAUACGCUCCUUGGGCUAGGGAAAGCAGAGGGGUCCAUAGACGCGUCGAAUCUUCUUAAGCCCGCUCUAUCCCGCGGCGAACUACAAUGCUGCGGUGCUACAACCCUCGCCGAAUACCGCCAGAUCGAAAAAGACGUUGCCUUGGCCAGACGUUUUCAACCGAUUCUUGUCAGCGAGCCAACCGUCCCAGAUACAAUCAGCAUUCUACGUGGGAUCAAGGACAAGUAUGAGGUGCAUCACGGUGUCCGUAUCACCGACGGCGCGCUAGUUGCGGCCGCUACCUACUCGAACCGGUACAUCACUGACCGCUUCCUUCCCGACAAGGCAAUCGACCUGAUGGACGAGGCCGCCAGUUCACUCAGGCUCCAACAGGAAAGCAAACCCGAGGACAUCUUGCGGCUGGACCAAAAGAUUAUGACUAUCCAAAUCGAACUCGAGAGUCUCCGGAAGGAGAAGGAUAUUGCCAGCAAGGAGCGGCGUGAGAAGCUGGAAACCGAGCUCCAGCAGUGCCGAGAGGAAGAGAAGACACUGACCGAGAAGUGGGAGAAAGAGAAGUCAGAGAUCGACGCAAUAAAGCAGACCCAGACAGACCUGGACAGGGCCCGGGUCGAACUUGAACUCGCGCAAAGAGACGGCAAUUUCGCCAAAGCCUCUGAGCUUAGGUUCAGCACCAUCCCCAACCUCGAAAAGAAGCUGCCGAAAGAGGGCGAGGAAUCCGGCGGCGAAGGAAACCUGAUUCACGACUCUGUAACCGCCGAUGACAUUGCCAAUGUCGUCUCGAGAAUUACCGGAAUUCCCAUCUCAAAGUUGACGAGCGGACACACUGAAAAGUUGAUUCACAUGGAGGACAUUCUUCGGGAGUCUGUCCGUGGGCAGGACGAAGCCCUCAAGGCCGUGUCAGAUGCCGUGAGGAUGCAAAGGGCUGGCCUUAGCGGCGAGAACCGCCCACUGGCGUCGUUCUUCUUCCUAGGCCCCACGGGCGUUGGCAAGACAGAGCUGUGCAAGAAGCUUGCUAGUUUUCUCUUCUCCACCGAGUCCGCCGUUGUUCGGUUCGACAUGAGCGAGUUUCAAGAGAAGCACACCAUCUCCCGUCUCAUCGGUGCGCCGUCUGGCUACGUUGGCUACGAAGAUGCCGGCCAGUUAACCGAAGCUGUCCGCCGCAAGCCGUACGCCGUUCUUCUCUUCGACGAGUUUGAAAAGGCGCACCGCGAUAUCUCGGCCUUGCUUCUCCAGGUGCUAGACGAGGGUUACCUAACCGACGCACAGGGGCAUAAGGUUGAUUUCAAAAACACCAUCAUCGUCCUAACCUCCAACCUCGGCGCCGACAUCCUUGUCGGAGCAGACCCCAUCCACCCCUAUCAUGAGACUCCCGACGGUGACAUCGACCCCAAAGUCAAAUCUGCCGUCAUGGACGUCGUCUCCUCGCAGUACCCGCCUGAGUUCCUCAACCGCAUCGACUCUUUUAUCAUCUUCAAGCGCCUCGCGCUCCAAGCUCUGCGCGACAUCGUCGACAUCCGACUUCGCGAGCUCCAGCAGCGACUAGAUGACCGGCGCAUCAGCCUCACCGUCCCUAACGACGUGCGCGAGUGGCUUGCUGAACGCGGAUACGACCCGAAGUUUGGCGCCCGCCCGCUAAACCGGCUUAUCACCACACAGAUUGGGAACGGACUGGCUGACAAGAUCAUUCGUGGCGAGCUCAAGAUGGGUGAUAAGGCGGUGGUAGCGCUGAACGAGGACAAGACAGGGGUGACGAUUACUGCAGUUGAUGCUUCCGAGCAACAGCAGCAGGUUUAA